Phycomyces blakesleeanus NRRL 1555(-) is the source of this 1635-nucleotide messenger RNA. RefSeq lists its product as hypothetical. The record is from RefSeq and is a predicted model, not a curated record. Bases 1 to 1635 code for a protein of 544 amino acids. NCBI's taxonomy places the organism in Eukaryota, Fungi, Mucoromycota, Mucoromycetes, Mucorales, Phycomycetaceae. The transcript has 2 exons.
AUGGUCCAUUAUGAGAAAAGCCGGAUGCUACAAAUUGCGAUGAUUCCAGGUCCUUUCACACCACUUGACUUCUGGCCAUUUUUGAAGCCAACCUUGGCAGACAUCAAGGUACUCCAAGAGGAAGGAAUGGUUGUCAUAACCCCAACUCUCACCAUCUGUGCAAAGGUACAUGUCCUUGUUGUAACUGGUGAUAUUCUGGCAGUGGCAAAGCUGGCAUGUCACGCUGGUCAUAUGAGCAAAAGUAGCUAUCAAAUCUGUAAUGUUGUGGGCCAAACUCCUGGCCAUGGCCAAUAUUUUAAAUCUUUACCAGACACUACUAUGCACACUUUGGAAAGUUUCCAAAACUUUGAUCCAGCAAGUUUGUCCAGCAAGGGUCUUGUAGAACAAUCUCCUUUUUCUUCACUGGCAUCAUUCACAGGCCUGCUCUUUUUUACCCUUGACAAGAUGCAUGGCCUUUGCCAUGGAAUAGGCAAACAGGUUUGGGGGCUUAUUGAUGGAAAGUAUGGGAUUAAACACUCUCUAUUUCUUCUUGCUAAUGUACUCAAGAAAAUCGGCGUGGCAAUGGCAGCAACAAGAAAAACAAUUCUGACAGCAUUUCAUGGCUGUUGGAGAAACAUAUCCAAGUACAGUGGAUACUUCAAGGCUGUAGACUGGGCCGAUUUCCUUCUCUUUGUUGUCCCUACACUGGUGGCCGAGCGUGUAAGAGAUACAACUGCCAGGAAAGCAUUGCUUGGACUUGUGCAAGCUUGCAAUGUACUCAUGAGCUGGGAGUUAUCAGCAGAGGAACAAACCUCUAUAAAAAGUGCCUUUGGUCCUCCUUGUGCAUACAGCACAAGAUCAAUGGAGCAUGCUAUUGGUGAGUAUUCUCACGCCAUCAAAAGCAAGUUGGCAAUUGGUGUGAAUGCUGGAAACAUAAUGGUCAGGCUGGCUUGUACACGGCAAUUGUUGACUGAUUCUGAUGGAGGCAAAUGGAGAGGUGUUGUAUUACAGUAUGAAGAUAUGUCUGCUGGUUGGCCAAUUACUAGUGAGGGUGAGCGUGCUGGUGCAGAUUCCGAUAUUGAGUUCUGGAGACCUUUAGGAUAUAAAACAAUUGAUGACAGUUUCGAAGACAUUUCUUGUCUUCUGAUUCUUAUUCAAGACUUUUAUAGAUCAAAGGGGGUUGAAUGCAGGACGAUUGAACCAGCUAUAAUAACUAGUCGCAAAGCUUUUAUUAAUGGCUGUGUGAUUGACUCCUCAUUUGCCCAAAAUACAUUAAGAGAGGCGCAUCAUGUUCGUCUUCAGGUGCAAGUCGAUCUGUUCACAAAUGUACGUCGCCAAUACACUCCCGUUGCAAAGGACUUCUUUGGAAAAGUAAUUCUUUUCUUUGAACAUGAGAAUUCUGGUAAAAGGUGGCCCCUUGUUUUGGUGCUGAUAUAUAGUACUGUAUUAUACAAUGGCAUUCCGGUGGUGGUAAAUGACCAGCUCAAACCAAAGGUAGUCCACCUAGCAGACGUCAAGGAGUUGGUUGGUCUUGUAAUGUCAGAUGCAACAGAUAGUACAACAACAACAACAACAACAACAACAACAAAGUAUAUAGUGUGGCAGGAACUUAACUGCGGCCCAAAAUUAAAUCUUGGUCAAUAUAGAGACCUAUAA